Molecule: messenger RNA, 349 nt
Organism: Staurois parvus
Lineage: Eukaryota; Metazoa; Chordata; Amphibia; Anura; Ranidae
Source: the annotation of a GenBank genome assembly
UGCAGAUAGUGAUGUUUACGAUGAUGUGGAAACUGAUUUCCCACCUCCUCCUUUAGAAUCUAGUUUAUUUAUGAGCAAAAGAACUGACACUCUGGGAAAGUCUCCGGAUUACAAGACUCUCAAGAAGCUGGAAAAAGAAGAGAAGGAUUUCAGGAAGAAAUUUAAGUUCACAGGAGAUAUCCGAGUGCUCUCCAUAGUCCAGGUAGUGUUAAAUCUGUCAGCAAAGAAAUGGGGAUCCAAAGACUUACCUCUGAAGGCCGGAGAAAUCUUGGAUGUAAUACAACAUACAAGUGAUACCACACUUCUGUGUAAGAAUAAUGAGGGCAAAUGUAAGUACACAGUUGGAACA